Molecule: messenger RNA, 834 nt
Organism: Neolamprologus brichardi
Lineage: Eukaryota; Metazoa; Chordata; Actinopteri; Cichliformes; Cichlidae
Source: RefSeq, a predicted model, not a curated record
AUGGACAAGAACAUGGUCAAUCACAGAAUACUGUGUUGUUUUGGUGGAAAUGAAGGAAAGACUGCUGUGAAAGCAAAAGAGAGAGCAGAUGUCACCCUACAGACAGGAGAAAGUCCAAGUAAUGCCAGGAUAAUAUGGACUUUUGGAGCCAAAAAUCAAAGCAUGCUUGCCACCAUAAAGAAGAGGGCGGUGAAGAGUGACUAUGAUGAGCGUUUUAGAGACAGACUGCAGCUGGACAGUCAGACUGGAGCUUUGACCAUCACACAGCUCAGCGUCCAGGACUCAGGCAUCUACAAGUGGCAGGCCAUCGGUGACACCAUCUUAUGGAAGCAGUUUAACCUGACUGUUUAUUGUUCUCUUGGUACUCCCUCCAUUACAGUCAGAUCGUCUUUCAUUAACAAAAGCUGUUCCGCAGUCACAGUGGAGUGCUCAGUGCACAACAGCCAAGACCUGGUCCUGUCCUGGUACAGACAGGAGGGAAGAUUGACAAAUGUUAGCAGUCCUGAUCUGUCCUCCAAUCUGUAUCUCACUCUGGAAAUAGAAUCCCAUGACAGAGGCAGUUACAGCUGUGUAGCUGAAAACCCUGUUGAAAAAAAGGUGACCAAACUAUCAGGAGAAGACACAACUAUUAAGAUGGGGUCUGGAGAGUCCAGGAGCUGGUGUCAGACUGAAUCUACAGUAAGACUGGUCAUCUCUACUGUCUUUGGCAUGGCCUUGAUUAUUCUUGUUGUGGACCACAUCAGACUCCGAAGAUGAACCACAUGUGCACCAAAAUUUUUCUCAAGCUUCACAAAAUGCAGUGUGUCAACACAUCUGCUUUAGAGCUACACAGGA